This is a messenger RNA of Orycteropus afer afer, 930 nucleotides long. RefSeq names its product fructosamine 3 kinase related protein (gene FN3KRP). Lineage: Eukaryota; Metazoa; Chordata; Mammalia; Tubulidentata; Orycteropodidae. Bases 1 to 930 code for a protein of 309 amino acids. The transcript is spliced from 6 exons. The record is from RefSeq and is a predicted model, not a curated record.
AUGGAGGCGUUACUGCGGCGCGAGCUGGGCUAUGGUUCCGUCAAGGCCACGGGUCACUCGGGGGGCGGGUGCAUAAGCCAGGGCCAGAGUUACGACACCGACAGAGGACGUGUAUUUGUGAAAGUGAACUCCAAGGCGGAGGCCCGAAGAAUGUUUGAAGGUGAGAUGGCGAGUCUCACUGCCAUCCUGCGCACAGGCACAGUGAGGGUGCCCAAGCCCCUUGCAGUCCUCGAUGGGCCCGGCGGUGGGAGUGUGCUCGUGAUGGAGCACCUGGACAUGCGGUACCUGAGCAGUCACGCCGCAACGCUUGGAGCCCAGCUGGCCGAUCUGCACCUGGAUAACCAGAGGCUUGGAGAGGCGCUCCGGAAGGAGGAUAGCACCGUCGGGAGAGGUGGUGGCCAGGUGGAACGUGCAUUUGUGGACCAAUUUGGGUUUGAUGUGGUGACCUGCUGUGGCUACCUCCCCCAGGUGAAUGACUGGCAGAAGGACUGGGUCGUGUUCUUUGCCCAGCAGCGCAUUCAGCCCCAGAUGGACAUGGUGGAGAGGGAGUCUGGGGACCGUGAAGCUCGCGAGCUCUGGGCCGCCCUGCAGCUAAAGAUCCCAGACCUGUUUCGGGACCUGAAGAUUGUUCCUGCCUUGCUCCAUGGUGACCUCUGGGGAGGAAACGUGGCUGAGGACGCUUCUGGGCCUGUCAUUUUUGACCCUGUGUCUUUCUAUGGGCACUCGGAGUAUGAGCUGGCGAUUGCCGGCAUGUUUGGGGGCUUCAGCGGCGCCUUUUAUUCUGCCUACCACAGCAGGAUCCCCAAGGCCCCUGGGUUUGAGCAGCGGCUGCAGCUCUACCAACUCUUCCACUACCUGAACCACUGGAACCACUUUGGGUUGGGGUACCGGGGUUCCUCCCUGAACAUCAUGCGGAACCUUGUCCGGUGA